CGUCGUCACCUCACUCCCUCCCCUCACUUCCCAACCAAAGAGAUCGAGCUCCAUUAAUGGCGCCUCCCCUAAUUUAGCCGCCGUACUCGUGCACUCGAUGCCGAGACCACGCGGGAACUGUGGGUGGGAGGAGAGGCUUAAGUAGGAAAGCUUAGCGCCAGCUGUGGGAGUCGCGCGGAUUUGGAGCUCAACGACGUGUCGCAUGGGGUACCAGCCCGUACACGGCGGCGGGGCUGCCGGGGCCGGGAGUGGCAGUGGCGGUGGUGGUGGCGGCGGAGGCGGUGGAGAGCAUCUGCACCAGCAUCACCACCAGCGGUUGCACAGCCCGCGGAUAGCCGGGGGUGGGUCGAUGACACGCCGGGCCAACUCGUUCAAGCGCGGCUCCGGCGGGGAGAUCGAGCUCCAGAUCGGCUCCCCGCGCUCGCCGCGGAGCGACGGAAUCGGGAGCCCCCUGGCCGAGUCGUUCGAGGCGUCGGCUUUGUCCGCGGGCGGCGGCGGCCCCGGUGGCGGCCACCACCACCACCACCACCAGAGUCAGCAGCAACUCCGGUUCCGCAUCUUCAAGCGCCCCGGCUCCGGCGCCGGUUCCGGCGAGGUCGUGCUCGGGCUGGGGAUCCGGGAGAGGAGGAGGCUUGGGAACCUGCUGUUCCUCGCGUUCUGCGGCGUGUGCCUUCUUCUCGGCGUCGGCAAGAUCUGGGCGAGCGGGUGGUUCGCCCUCCCCGGCGACGACAGAGACGCUGAUUUGCAGGAUCUAUCUGUCUCCUUCUCCAGUGAUGGAGGGCAUCAAUUUGAUAGCCACUUUGGACAUGUUGGAGGGAAAGAGCGUGACAGGAUGCUGAUGACACUGGAAUCAGAAGACAAUGUUCCUGAGGCAUCUGAUGUCUGGUCCCAGCCAAGCAGCGCAAAGUUCAGACAAUGCAUUGUUUCUAACUCUCAUAAAAGGGAAGAUUCACAUACAAAUGGUUACAUUCUCAUUAAUGCAAAUGGAGGUUUGAAUCAAAUGCGGUUUGGGAUAUGCGAUAUGGUUGCUGUUGCUAAGAUCCUGAAGGCUACAUUGGUUCUACCUUCACUUGAUCAUACAUCGUUCUGGGCAGAUGGCAGUGAAUUUAAGGACCUUUUCAAUUGGAGGCACUUCAUUGAGUCACUCAAAGAAGACAUUGAUAUUGUUGAAAUGCUACCCCCUGCAUACAAGCAUAUUGAGCCUUUGGCUAAAGCUCCAAUAUCUUGGUCAAAGGUGAAUUAUUAUAGAGAUGAAAUUCUCCCUCUCCUGAAAAAACACAAAGUCAUUUACUUUACUCAUACAGAUUCUCGCCUAGCCAACAAUGGCCUUCCUAGUUAUAUUCAGAAAUUAAGAUGCCGAGUUAACUAUAGAUCUUUGAAGUAUUCCCAAGCAAUUGAAGAUCUUGGUGCUACCUUGGUUUCAAGGAUGCACCAGGAUGGAAACCCAUAUCUUGCUCUCCAUCUAAGGUUUGAGAAGGAUAUGCUAGCUUUUACAGGUUGCAGCCAUAGCUUGACAUCAGAAGAAGAAGAAGAAUUGCGUAAGAUGCGUUAUGAGGUUAGUCAUUGGAAGGAGAAAGAAAUAAAUGGAACUGAGAGAAGAAGUAUGGGUGGUUGCCCUCUGACUCCUAUGGAAACUUCACUUCUACUCAAAGGAUUGGGUUUCACACGAAGCACCAGAAUCUACUUGGUUGCAGGUGAAGCUUUUGGCAAUGGAAGCAUGCAGGCACUGUUGGAUGAUUUUCCCAAUAUCUAUUCUCAUUCUACCCUUGCAACAAAAGAGGAACUUGAGCCCUUCAGAAAUCACCAAAAUAUGCUUGCUGGUCUAGACUAUAUUGUCGCUCUCCAGAGCGAUGUCUUUCUUUACACGUAUGAUGGUAAUAUGGCAAAAGCUGUACAAGGUCAUAGACGUUUUGAGAACUUCAGGAAGACAAUCAACCCGGAUAGGAUGAGUUUUGUGAACCUGGUAGAUGAAUAUGAUGAAGGAAGGGUGUCUUGGGAUGAAUUCAGCUCCGAGGUAAAACGCAUACACGCAGAGCGAAUAGGUGCUCCAUACCUCAGGGAGCCUGGAGAAUUCCCAAAGCUGGAAGAGUCUUUCUUUGCAAAUCCGUUGCCUGGCUGUAUAUGCGAGAAACUUAGUGACGAGUGAGCAUGUAUAUGUUUGAUGAUUCAUUAACCAGCUACGCCACAUAGGUCAGGAUAUAUAGUGCCCCUCUGCUUCCUGACGGCGGAUCAGCGGCGAUACGCACCGUUAUUCAGCCUUGGCCACCCAUUUUCAGCUUCAUCCAUCAAGGUUUGCUGCAGGACAAGUCUGGCAGCUGCUGAUCAAUUUUCCAGCAGCCAGAGCACGUCAUAUGAGAAAUCUGGCGUAUCACCGCAAUUGCAGUUAGUAUAUGGAAGGUAAAUACUACGGAGGAAAAACACUAUAUCAUAGCUUUUUUUGGUGCACACGUACACACGGUGCUUCCCAUUUUGCUGCUGUUGAACUGCAUUAUGUGGACUCAAUACAACUGAAUGUUGCCACUUGUAUUUUACCCGGAUAUACAUAAGUAAACGAAAGAGAAUUUGCUAUGGCUGGAGCCCCUGGUGUACCUGUCCCAGCAUUUCUUUCUCUUUUAAAGGCAGAAUUUUAUCCCAUUGUUUA
This is a messenger RNA of Oryza brachyantha (malo sina), 2641 nucleotides long. Its product is annotated as O-fucosyltransferase 35. Bases 203 to 2146 code for a protein of 647 amino acids. Gene Ontology annotation, cellular component: chloroplast; Golgi apparatus; cytoplasm. NCBI's taxonomy places the organism in Eukaryota, Viridiplantae, Streptophyta, Magnoliopsida, Poales, Poaceae. The transcript is spliced from 9 exons. The record is from RefSeq and is a predicted model, not a curated record.